Molecule: messenger RNA, 1459 nt
Organism: Octopus bimaculoides (California two-spot octopus)
Lineage: Eukaryota; Metazoa; Mollusca; Cephalopoda; Octopoda; Octopodidae
Product: androgen-induced gene 1 protein
Cellular component (GO): endomembrane system; membrane
Source: RefSeq, a predicted model, not a curated record
GACUAGUCACGACUAGCUAGUGCGGAUGCGCGAGUGCGCGCACCGAGACCACUAGUUUUGAGUAGUACGUAUUAUAUUAUUAUCAAAAGGACAAGAUCUUAAACAUAUAUAUAUUUAUAUAUAAACAUAUCCGCUUCUUUGCUGUUCGUUUUGAGUGUUCCUGUCGAUAGCAGUAGUGACAUUGAUCUUGAUCGUAGUGAACUGAGAGAGAGAGAGAGAGAGAGGAAACAAAACAGUGACACCAUGGCAAUAAAACGUGACAGGAAAGUCUCUCACCAUACAGAGCAAGUUACGGCCUCACCCCUUUCUUCUUCUUUUACUCCUUCAAAAAUAUCGAAUCUAUCUUUGUAUAUUUGCUUUUUUCACCUGAUAGCAUUCAUUCUUUUAGCUUUUGGCACCUACACUGACACCUUCGAAAUUCAGUACGGUUGGAAUACAUAUUUUGGUAAAUUUAAAUACCUCACAUACUGGAAUAUAUGGAUACAAACGUUAUAUUUUGUCAUUUCUUUACUGUAUGACCUCAUGAAAUGGCGAAGCGUGAACAAAUACGAUCAAAACAAGGUAAGACAGCUGCAGAUCGUCAUAGAUCACGUUCAUGCUACUAUAGUUUUCCCAGUCGGAAUUUUUGUGGUGAUCACAUUCUGGUUAAUUUAUCAUUUCGAUCGUGAGUUGGUGUUUCCUUCUUUCCUUGAUGAAAUCGUUCCAGGUUGGUUGAACCAUAUCUUGCACACUUUACCAUUGGUCCUUCUCUUUUUGGACAAGUACCUCGUCCCUCAUUGUUAUCCUCCCAAACUUCGUGGAAUUGGUUACACAUUCUGCUACACUAGCAUCUACGUGGUAUGGAUCCUUUUCCUGGCCUUCGCUAAAGGUAUUUGGGUUUACCCGAUCCUUCAAAUCUUAAAUAAUCAACAGAGAUUUGUCUUCAUAGCUCUUCUAUGGUUGUUUGGAAUCAGCAUUUACCUAGUCGGAGAUGGUUUUACCUGUUUCAUGUGGAGGGCUUCAGCCCAACCUAUGAAGACCAGAAAGAAUAAAGUCAAAUAAAUGAACAAUUACAUAAAUUGAAUGACUCUUAACAUUCCAUAUAUACAUACAUACACACACACACACACACACACAUAUAUAUAUAUAUAUAUGGGAGAAUGUACGAAAAAAAACAACAACAGACGAGGACAAGUGGUGUAAACAACAAAAGGAUGUAUUAGUAUGACGCUCGGGAAUACGGAAAGUCUUUUACGUUUCGAGCUACGCUCUUCAACAGAAAGAAUACGGAGACAAGGAGAAAAACACGGAGAAAAAAAAUUGAAGAGUGUCCAAAAACAAACAAACAAAAAAAUGAAAUGAACAAAUCAAAAGAAGAAACAAUUUUUUUUAAUUAAAAAAUUCCGUAUUUGUUUUCAUGGAAGUAUGACAUUUUUUAUAACAAAUUAAUUUAACAAUUAAACGUCUCAUUAAUGCUAAA